CCUCUUCCGCUUCCGGGUCGCCUCCCAGCUCGGGGCGAAGCGAGGCGUGAGGGGGGGGGUGGGAGGAGAAGCAGGAGGACUCGCUCGCCGUCGGAGCCGCCAUCGUUGCCUGACCUCGCUAUGCCCAAAGGAGGUAAAAAAGGGGGCCAUAAAGGCCGGGCGCGGCAGUACACAAGCCCUGAAGAGAUUGAUGCCCAGCUCCAGGCUGAGAAGCAGAAGGCCAGGGAAGAGGAAGAGGGGCAAGAAGAAGGAGGCUCCGGGGCAUCCGGGGAACCCAAGAAGAAGGAGAAAUCGCUAGAUUCGGAUGAGAGCGAGGAAGAAGAGGGUGAAGACUAUCAGCCAAAGCACAAAGGAGUGGAAGGCAUGAUCGAUAUUGAGAAUCCCAAUCGUGUCGUACAAACAGCUAAAAAGGUUACCCAGAUAGAUAUGGAGAGCCCCAGGGAAUUAUCGCGGAGAGAACGAGAAGAGAUUGAAAAACAGAAAGCAAAAGAAAGGUACAUGAAGAUGCACCUUGCAGGGAAAACAGAGCAGGCGAAGGCAGACCUUGCCCGGUUAGCCAUUAUCCGGAAACAGAGGGAAGAGGCGGCCAAAAAGAAGGAAGAAGAGAGGAGAGCUAAAGAUGAAGCGGCUUUGGCGGGCAAAAGGAUGCAGUCCCUGUCCCUCAACAAGUAAGCGCAGGCCACCGAGAGGAGCAAAAUCCCAGGGACUGUGCUCGGCGGGGCACCCUUCGGACUCGCUGCGGCGUCACUUCCCAGAGAGGCUGCAGGAGGAGGGCGGCAGCGGGGGCGUCACCGUCACCUCUUAAGAGAAACUGACUGCUCCGUGUUUGUCUUCAUCUGGGCACAGAAUUCCAUGGGGUUAUUUUGGCAGGGGGGG
Candoia aspera is the source of this 876-nucleotide messenger RNA. RefSeq names its product PDGFA associated protein 1 (gene PDAP1). Gene Ontology annotation, molecular function: RNA binding. The transcript is spliced from 6 exons. The coding region runs from base 121 to 672 and encodes 183 amino acids. Lineage: Eukaryota; Metazoa; Chordata; Lepidosauria; Squamata; Candoiidae. Gene Ontology annotation, cellular component: cytosol. The record is from RefSeq and is a predicted model, not a curated record.